Messenger RNA from Myzus persicae (green peach aphid), 1472 nucleotides. Its product is annotated as RCC1-like G exchanging factor-like protein. Lineage: Eukaryota; Metazoa; Arthropoda; Insecta; Hemiptera; Aphididae. The coding region runs from base 33 to 1400 and encodes 455 amino acids. The transcript is spliced from 9 exons. The record is from RefSeq and is a predicted model, not a curated record.
UGUAGUACAACAUUAUCAAUAACUAAAAGUUGAUGUUUAAAUAUGGUGUGUCGGUACUCGAUAACAGUAGUCAUAACAGGAAGAAAGUUCUGCAUCAAUUAAUUAUUCACAAGACAAGUUGUGCAUUAUGUUCAAAACGAUAUUUUGGUGUUAAUGUUAAACCUGAAAAUGUUGAUCCUUUUAUGGCACCAUAUAGUGAGUCACCUAAAGAUCAGCAGCGUUUAUAUGUGUGGGGCAUGGCUGAACAUGGUGCUCUUGGUGAUUUAAAAAUCAGAUCCAGAGAACGUCAGAUACAGUUCAUAUACAGACCUGUGAGACUAAGAUUUUCAUACUCUCAUAAAAUCAAAGAUUUAGCAUGCGGUUAUGGAUUUACAGUUUAUGCUGUUGAAAGUAAUCAAUAUAAACUCUUUGGCUGCGGCUUAAAUACAGAUUCACAGAUAGGGUACCAUGAUCCGCGAAAAGGGCAUCCUUUAGGAUUGAUAUUAUCCACUGUACCGAUUCAGCUUCCUUUGAAAGAACCAAAUACUAAAAUAAAAGCAGUGGCUGCCGGUCGAGCCCAUUCGCUUGUAUUAACAAACACAGAAGGUGUUUAUGCUUUAGGUAGUAAUUGUUAUGGACAAUGUGGUCGAAAAAUUAUUGAAAAUGAAGACUUUAGUAAGCUACGGAAUGCUAAUAACAUUACAUUAGAUGAUGGUAUUUCAAAGAUAAUUUGUGGCCAAGAUCAUAGUUUAUUCAUAACUAAAACUGGUAAAGUAUAUUCAUGUGGAUGGGGUGCCGAUGGUCAAACUGGAUUAGGACAUUAUAAUAAUGAAUCCCACCCUACUAUUGUUGAAGGAGACAUUAAAGGUGAAAAAAUUGUAAAAGUAGUAUCUUCAGCUGAUUGUGUUUUAGCCUUAAAUGAUCAAGGAGAGGUUUUUGGUUGGGGUAAUUCAGAGUAUGGUCAAUUACUAUUAGACAGUGAUAAAUAUCAAGUCAAUACACCAAAGAAAUUACCUUUGAAUAAAGCUAUGGGUAAAAUCACUGAUAUUGGUGCUACUGGAUCAGCUUGUGUAGCACUGAAUGAUGAAGGUGUGGUCUUUGUUUGGGGUUUUGGUAUUUUGGGCAAGGGCCCUGAAAUGAACCAAAGCCGUGAACCAACUCCAAUACCGCCGAUUUUAUUUGGUAGGAAUCAAUAUAAUCCUGAAACACAAGUGACAUCUGUGUAUAGUAGUGUAUUUCACAUGGCCGCAAUUACAUCUGAAGGAAAUCUAUACACCUGGGGUAAAAAUAAAUGGGGCCAAUUAGGUCUUGGGCACACAAAAGAUCAAUAUUUUCCUUUACAAGUUUCAAUUGGCGCUGCUGUUAAACGUGUGAGUUGUGGAGUUGAUCAUAUGGUUGCGCUGUGUACACCAUACCAAUAAAACAAAACAAAAUCAUUAUUUGCAAUGUUUGAUUUCUAUACCAACUAGUUAAUAAAUGUAUUGUUUGUAAUA